This is a messenger RNA of Pseudoliparis swirei, 2105 nucleotides long. It is a transcript of the gene rbm18, whose product is annotated as RNA binding motif protein 18. Gene Ontology annotation, molecular function: RNA binding. The record is from RefSeq and is a predicted model, not a curated record. The transcript has 6 exons. Bases 324 to 929 code for a protein of 201 amino acids. NCBI's taxonomy places the organism in Eukaryota, Metazoa, Chordata, Actinopteri, Perciformes, Liparidae.
CUGAAACGUGAAGCCAAGAUGACUCGGAGUUGCGAGUUGAUACAUGCGGGACACGCCAAAAUUGAAAAGGAGUAUCUCCUCUCGAAUCCACAGACAGUUCAACAAACUACAACAUCACCCUGCGCCUUUGUUGUGGGACGUUAGCAAGGCGACAGCUUAUCCUUCGAGCUAGCUAACCUGUUCAGUUUUACAGGAGGAAUACAUAAACAUUGCUUGGUAUGACUAGUGUGUAACGGAAUCAUCCCGAAGAGGGAUUAAGCAAUUUAAGUUUAAUAAUUAAGUCGCUAUCAAAGAGGAAGUUUGACAGAUCGAGGAGAGUACACAUGUCUUCCUCAGCAGGGACAGUGAAAAAUGCCUCCAUCAUGUCAGAGAGUGUGGCCCAUGAUGGAAACCGCUUGUGGAUCGGCAACAUUGAUCCCAAAAUUACAGAGUAUCACCUGGUGAAGUUGUUGGAGAAGUUUGGCCAUGUGAAGCAGUUUGACUUCCUGUUCCACAAGUCUGGGCCUUUGGAGGGACAGCCACGGGGCUACUGCUUCGUCAACUUCAACACCAGAGAUGAGGCAGAGCGGGCGAUCCAGUGUUUAAAUGGGAAGCUGGCUUUGUCCAAGAAGCUGGUCGUGCGCUGGGCGCAUGCACAGGUGAGGAGGUUCGAAGGUUUCCGUAACGACAAGACGAUGCCUGCGAGCCUGGAGCCGUCGAGCAUCGGGGGCGCAGAGGACGGAGCGUUGACUUCCAACCACCUCAGUACAAGUGCUAAAAUCCGCGCCAUUGAGGCCAAGCUCCAGAUGAUGGAGGAGAAUCCAGAGGAUGACUACUCGGGCCCGUCGGCCUACGUUUACAACAAACCGCCAGAGAGGAAGCGCUGGGAGCCGUACUCUAAAUCACACCACAACAACCAGAGCCGGCCCUUCCGCAAGUUUAGGAGAUGACCCAUCCUCCCACUCACUCUGGAGACUCCCCGCCCCCACCUGCACACUUCAGCCCCCGCCUACACACAAACAGACUCGACACAAGAUGAAGACGAUACACAUCUGGGAAUAAAAGGUUUUGACAAUUCUUUGAGAUCCCAGACUCUUUGGGAGUAUUCACAGCAAUCACGGACAAGUACCUCCAAAGUGGUUAUUAGUUGUUUUGGUUGUUAUUGAGUCUUAACAGAAGCUCCAUACCCGGCUGCUGCGCAGGUUGGAUCCCAUCUCGGUCUGCUUUCUCACCUUUAAUGCAGGUGAAUCCUGCAGUGGUGAGUCACAUGAUGCACAGCUGCCGGGAAGAGGCGCGUUGUUAUUAAAGAGUCCGAAUGCCCAUCCUCUUAUUGUGUUUCACAUGUUUUUAGUUUCAGGUCCUAUUAUUCAAAGGUGAAAUACAAUAAGACUAUAAUAAGACUUCACUGAAGAGGAUGAAAUACACAGAUUUGUAUCAGGUUUGUAUUAAUGGAGUUGAAAUGAUAAGCCGCUCAGAGACACUGUAAGUUACAGUGUUUCUGUCUGACGUUGCUCUUUACCUAAUAUUUUAAUUUCGUUUUUCUUGGAUUCACUUUUUAUAUGUCUGCAGUCAAACUCUUUUUAUUUUUUUCUUUGUGUUGUGUUGAGUUUUGGGAUUUCCACUGCCACAAUGUCUUUAUUUUAAAUGACCAAUUAAAGACUGACAUGUCCACAGCGUGUUGUUUUAUGCAAUUUUUUAGGUUUUCUACAUGCUCAUGAAAUACAGGACUCGGUUUGAAGACAUGUUUAGUCAGUAAUAUUAGAACACUAAGUCCACGCUUUUAUGCUGAUAUUGUUUCAUGAGAAAUGUGGAAAAGCAUCUGCAUGUCAUUCAUGAGAAACUUGAGGAGGCUGCAAAUGAAACGCAUUAAGCCACCAUCGGUUAAAGAAUGCAGUCCUGAAUUAUCACAGAACCUUUAUGAACCAUUGUUUCUCUAAUCCUGAUUAUGUUUUGAGCCACAGUUAUCUUUUAUUUUCCCCAGAUAGUGAUGAAUAUUGACUGUGUUUAUUAUGCUUUUGUGCAGUCAACCAAAAGAUGCAGUAAAUAAUGUUAUUUGGGAGGCCUUUUGCCCAUUGGUUUAAUGUGGAAACCCUAUUGUAAAAUUAAAUUUGUUUUAUUGAUUUCUU